This is a messenger RNA of Trametes versicolor FP-101664 SS1, 872 nucleotides long. RefSeq names its product Aldo/keto reductase. Gene Ontology annotation, molecular function: oxidoreductase activity. The coding region runs from base 1 to 837 and encodes 278 amino acids. The transcript is spliced from 6 exons. The record is from RefSeq and is a predicted model, not a curated record. NCBI's taxonomy places the organism in Eukaryota, Fungi, Basidiomycota, Agaricomycetes, Polyporales, Polyporaceae.
AUGGCCACAGCCAAGAUCAUAUACGGAACCGCCUGGAAAAAAGAGCGCACGACUGCACUCGUCGUCAGCGCUGUUCUCCACGGGUUCAGAGCGAUCGACACAGCCUGCCAGCUAAAACAUUAUCGAGAGGACUUGGUCGGUGCCGCGCUGCAGAAGCUCCAGAGCGAGCACGGCAUCAAGCGCGAGGAUCUAUUCGUCCAGACGAAGUACACCCCGAUUGAUGGUCAGGACCGGUCGCAGCCACUUCCGUACGACCCGCAGACGGACAUCGAGACUCAAAUCACGACCUCCGUUCAAACAUCGCUCUCCAAUCUUCAUACGACAUACCUCGACAGUCUCCUCCUGCACUCGCCGCUCAAGACUCUCGCACAGACCCUCACCGCAUGGCGCACGCUUAUUGGGCUUCAAGACUCGGGCGUCGUGCGCAAGAUCGGCGUGAGCAACACUUACGACGUCGCAGUGCUGGAGGCUCUUGAGCGCGACGGUGGGCGCCGGGCGGACGUCGUGCAGAACCGGUGGUACGAAGGCAACGACUGGGACAACGGCGUCUGGGCGUACUGUCAGAAACAUGGGAUCCAGUACCAAUCGUUUUGGACGCUGUCUGGGUCGCCGAGCCUCCUCAAACAUGCGAGUGUCGGUGCGAUCUGCGCCGCGAAGGGCUGCACACCUGCCCAAGCGGUGUUCCGAAUCGCGCAGCUACACGGCAUCACGCCUCUGUCGGGAACGACGAAUGAGAAGCACAUGGAAGACGACGUCUCGGCGGCGAAAAUCGAUCUCGAUGAUGUCCAGUCGUUGGUGGCAAAUGUCCUUCGGGAUGUACGCCCCAUAAACGUAUAAAAUCGCCUCGUCAUUCGGUGUUGAUGGAUGUAUUG